GGGGGGCGGCGCGGCCCGGCCGCGGGGCGGGGGCAGCGCGGGGUCCCCGCGGCGGGGCGGGUGGGGCCUCCCCGGUCCCGGUGCCCCCGUCCAGCCCCGGCGGGGUCGCCCCUGCCCUCCUGCCCUCCACCCCCCCCCCCCCCCCGGGCUCGGGGCGGCCCGGCCCCGCGCGGGCUCCGGCCGCAGGUGCAGCCGGGGCGGCGGGCGGAGGCGGCGGCGGCCGCGGCGGCCUCGCCGCUCCCGCGCUGGGACCCGCGUGGCACGGCGGGACCCUCGGCCGCGUGGCAGUAGCGAUAGAGCGCGGUAACAAUAACAAGUUGGGCAAAGCCCUGGCACCCUUUUGUACGCUAGGGAAGGCCCACCCUGCCCAAGUAGGGCUGGGAACGAAAUCCAAAGUCGUGACUCAGGAGGAGCCUGAGGAAGACGGAAGCCCUGCAUAUCUCCAAAAGCUGCCUCACCGAGUUCUUCCCACCGGGCAAAGCUGUGUAGUGCGAGAACUGAAUAUUUUGUAAUUGAGUGUGCCUGAAUGCAUCAGCCUUUGGAUGUGAGCUUCUUCUCUUGAAACAGCCUUGUGAUAUCUUAGCUGCCUGUUCUCCUAGAGAUCCCUCAGCAGAUCCUGCCAGCAUAUCUCACCCUGCCCCUGGAGGGACUGCCUUGCUCGCAGAUCUGAACCAUGUCUCACCCAUCCUGGUUGCCACCCAAGAAUACCAGCGACCCUGUUGGUCACAUUACUGCAAGGAUGGAGACCACACAUGCCUUUGGGACUCCCAGCAUCUCGGUGUCCACCCAGCAGACACCAAAGAAAUUUGCGCCUGUUGUUGCCCCCAAGCCAAAGUACAACCCAUACAAGCAACCAGGAGGUGACGGGGAUUUCCUUCCUCCACCUCCACCUCCUGUGGAUGAUCUCGGGAAUAUGCCAGCGCCACCAGGUGCCUUCCCCCCACCGCCCCCGCUGGAUGAUGUUUCUUUCAAUGUGCAGGUGAAUCCUGGUGGUAAGACCCUUGAAGAGAGACGAUCCAGUUUAGAUGCAGAAAUCGACUCUUUGACCAGCAUCCUGGCUGACUUAGAGAGCAGCUCUCCUUACAAGCCUCGGACUCAACAGGGCGCCGGGACUUCGAGCAGUGCCUCUGCCACCACCCCGUCGGUGUCAACGCCUGUCACCAGCCACAAGCGGAUGAUUAUUCCUAACCAGCCUCCCCUCACUGCCACCAAGAAAUCCACUGCCAAGGGCCCUGGGCAGCCGGCUCCGAUCCCGGUCACUCCCAUCGGCACCCUGAAACCCCAGCCGCAGCCGGUUCCCGCAUCGUACACCACUGCCUCCACCCCCAGCCGCCCGGCCUUCAACGUCCAGGUGAAAACGGCCCAGCCCAGCCCUCACUACCAGCCGCCGGGGCCGCAGCCCACUCCCUACGGCAGCCUCGGGCCGAGCCAGCCUUAUGGCCCUCCGCCGGCGCGCCAGCCGGGAGCGCCGCCGCACUACGCUCCUCCGCAGCCUCGCGGGCCUGACUAUGGCUAUGCCCCGCAGCCCGCGCGGCCCUCGGAGCCCAGCUACGGCUACGCGCCUCCUCCGGGCCGGUACCAGGACCCGUACUACACGGGAUAUGGAGGGAGGAAUGGCUCAGAGCCACCCUACGUGCCCCAAAACACCUGGAAGCCCGAGCCAGCCUAUCCUGCCAGCAACACCAUCGGCCAGACUCCUCCUGCCUUGUACCAGCCACCUGGCACGAAGAAGACCUACAUCACUGACCCAGUGUUGGCUCCGCAGCCGCCUGCUCUGCAAAAGAGCGGGUAUCCAAGCUCUGGGCCUGCAUCAAGCACUCCUGCCUUCAGGCCUGAGGAUGAGCUGGAACAUCUGACCAAGAAAAUGCUGUAUGACAUGGAGAAUCCUCCCUCCGAUGACUACUUUGGCCGCUGUGCCCGCUGCGGGGAGAACGUUGUUGGGGAAGGCACAGGCUGUACAGCGAUGGACCAGGUCUUCCAUGUGGACUGCUUCACCUGCAUGAUGUGCAACAACAAGCUGAGAGGACAGCCUUUCUAUGCAGUGGAGAAGAAAGCCUACUGUGAGCCCUGCUAUAUCAACACACUGGAACAAUGCAGUGUCUGCGCGAAGCCCAUCAUGGAAAGGAUACUCCGAGCUACUGGGAAGGCCUACCAUCCCCAUUGCUUCACCUGUGUGAUGUGCCAUCGCAGCCUGGAUGGGAUCCCCUUCACCGUGGAUGCCGGUGGGAACAUUCACUGCAUCGAGGAUUUCCACAAGAAAUUUGCACCAAGAUGUUCAGUGUGUAAGGAGCCUAUUAUGCCGGCCCCAGGACAAGAGGAGACUGUACGCAUUGUUGCCUUGGAUCGUGACUUCCAUGUCCAGUGCUACCGGUGUGAGGACUGUGGCGGCCUCCUGUCUGAAGGGGACAAUCAGGGCUGUUACCCUCUGGAUGGACACAUCCUUUGCAAGACCUGCAACUCAGCUCGGAUCCAGGCUCUUACUGCUAAGGCCAGCACUGAUCUCUGAGUAUCAACUGUGACCCUCCCCAGUCUGCCUGCUGGGAGAAUUGCACAAGCUUUGCAUGAUUUUUUUCCAGCCUAGGGCCUAAGUCUUUGUUAAAAAAAAGUAAAACUGGAAGGCCUUGGAGCAAGAGGGCAGUUGUAAAGGCUGUGUUCAGACUGCCUGCAAUAGGCACCUAAUUUAGACGUGACUCUUUAGGUGGGUGGUGAGUGAGUCAGAUCACCUGCUAUCUCUAGAGCUAAUGGAGGGAAGGGGUCACAGCACCAAAGUUAUGUGCCUAUAGAAGGAAGUCUGAAUAUGGUCCUAACAAUAUUUCUGUGUUUGAUUCCUGUCUCCUAAGCAGCACAUGAAGGUGGCUGAGCUAGCUUAUUCUCCCAAAUCCUCUUGAGAACCUGAUCCAGCUCUCUUUGAAGCCUUGGGGACCUUCCAUUGACUUUAAUGGGAACUGGAUCACCAGCAGAAAUAACUCCAUUGUAAUAGAAGGUAAAACCAGGAUGAGAGUAGAACCAGCAUCUCUCUCAUCACAACAAAAACCAUGCAACUUCAAACGUACUGCACAUAAGAGUGUAGGUGUGACCUCAUAUCUUUAGGACACAGAUUUGUUACCUACAUCUUUUUCUUAGGCCCUUUCUUGUCUCCAUUCCCUUCCAGUUUAAUAGGUUUUUUUUUUUUCCUUAUGAAAUUAUAUUUUGCUACUGCAUAAAUUUAUUUGGUAGUGAUGCUUCCAAUUCACAGAUAUAUGAGCAGUCACAGAAGGAUGUGAGCUUGCACACACUGUACACAGGCACACACUACACACACACACACACUACACACACACUCUCUCUCUCAAAAUUUACUAGAUGUAUAAAGCAAAUUACACCUGUUGAGAUCUUUUAAGGAUCUGAGGCUGCAAAUACUUUUUCAAAUCCCAGUGGUUUCAAGGAACUUUACCGCAUAGAACUGCAGUGCAAAGGGAUGCUCAAAAAAAUCUUGUGCCACUCUUUCAUGCAUCCCAUUAUAGCAGGCCCAGUGGCAGUGCUGGUUCCCAGGCAGACAGACGGAUAAGCAAUGGAGUCUUGUUCUAUCUUCUGCUGACUGCAAGGGGUGGAUUCCCAUCUACUGCAACAGGAAUUGAAUCAAACCUUGGGAUAGACAGGAACAUUAUUCACUGAUUGUAGCAUGCAUGAUUUGGAGUUCUGUUUUUAAAAAAAAAAAAAAAAAAAAAAAAAGCUGUAGUUCAGUUUUUAUCUUAAGAAAGCUAAAGGAAGUGUUAAACCCUUCUCUAUGCCAUCCCAAAAAGCAAGCAGUUUUUUCUUCUUUCAUUUUCAUCUCAGUUAUUUAUUACUUGAGCAGCAUUUUUAUCUUCUGUCCAGAAUUAAUACUUAUGCCAUGGCAAGUAAAAAGCUGGGCACAGACACCUCUUUUUUUUCUUGUUGUUAGAGUUUCUUGUUUUUCAGUUUUGUUAAUUAAAAAAAAUUAUAAAUCCAUGGCUUAUUCUGUGCAGCUAUAAUAUUCUCUCGUUCAUGAAACCCAUAAUAACUAAAGUGCAAAUUACAUAGUGAGGGAGUAAUUUUCAUAUCACUGAAUUGACAUUAAUAUCUUAUUUGCAGAUGUAAUCAAAGAAGAUACCUUUCUAUGCACUUAACAAAUUAAGAAGCAGAACUGAAACAGUUGCAGGCUGAUUGACCAUAUUAGUAACAAACCGGCACUUUUCAAGAUUAAGUUCUAACAUUUUCUUUCAUGCACCCACUGAAAAACAAUGAGAAUGUGGUGCCUCCUUCUUUAAUCUCGGUAACAGAAGUCUGAUAUACCCACUAAUGCUGAAAAGAAAAAAAAGUUAUAUGAGGUGGACCGAUAGGAAAUGAAGAGGAAGAAUUGAGAUACACACUGCAGCUCCUGCAAAUGGUACAUUUCCUUUCAGUUUAGGCACUAACCUUUAUGGAAGAGCACUGUGGAACUUAAUAGCUUUAACUGUCAACAGUGAAUUCAGAUACAGAAAUACAGAUCUGAAACCUCUGUUCCUUAUGUGGUUUGUAUAUUGGCAAGCUCCACUGAUGUCAGGGGAGAUUCCCCAAAUGAAUCCUCCUUCGUAGAAGGUAAGCAAAAGAAAUCAUUCUCCACCGUAGUGGCUGUGCUGAAGCAGUUAACAUUUUCAUAAUAGAUUUCUACCCUAGCCUUCAAGAAUUUUACUGCUUCAGACAUAAACAGAUUUUUUUUGUACCGUGACUCCUGCCAGAUUCCAUCUGGGAUCCCGAAGUGUGGCACAUAAGGUACUUUUGAGCUUGCUUCAUUAUAUGCGGUGCCCACCACCACCAGUCGAAAACCCUCACAACUAUUGAGCAAAUCCAGUUUGAAUUAGCCCUACAAAAAUACAGAAGUUCAGAGCUGGGAUUACAGCUUCCACCGUAUCCCUGUGGAGGAUUUUACACCUCUGGAAAGUACAGGGAGGGAUGUGAUGUACACGGGCACAGAGCAAGCCAGUCACCAGGCAGCAAACAGAGCUCUGAACUUCCUUAUUCUUGUUAGUUUUAAAUCAGGUAGCUGAUGAGAUGCUCCUGAAUAACGUUAUGCAAACUGGUGGGAGCCAGCUGUUGUAGCUGCAUGCAGAACAUGGCCUAGAUAAGAGACUCAGAAGAGCUGAAGCCUUUGGGCCUUCUGUGGCCCUACCAUAGGCUGUACUCAGAGCAAGUCCUACGGCUUAUCUCUUGUCUUCUGCCAUCUGCACAAGAGGGCUUCUCUCCAACUUCCUGGGGACAUUAUGCGAGUUAAAUUAAUCACAGAUUGGCCCAAACUACUGAUUUCAGAACACUGUCUUCUCUUUCUAGAAAAGUACACUGGUAUGUAGGUUUGGGAUUCCUGCCCAUUUGAAAGUUAAGGGCCAGCUAGGACAUCUAGAUCUGAAUUUCCCCAUUAUUAGGGUGCUGUGGUGAGUUGGACUGGUGUGCAGGGAGGUGAGAGCCAAACUUUUCAACCAUUAAGUACAUCAUGGGUGAAAGCAGUUUGACAAAGCUUGAGUGGUGCUAUUAUUUGAUGCAUUGCAGCUAAUUUCUAUACCUGCGUAUCUGGACAAAGGUACUAUCAUGCUUUUGCUUUCACCUCUGAAACACUAAGGCCAACUACCCAUUGGAAGGAGCAGGUAUCCAAAAUACUCUUCUUCAUUUUCUGUAAUGCAUGUGGUUUGACUUCAAAAAUUGCUAUAAAUGUGUUUGAAAGAAAUUGCACAUAUAUACAUGUAGCAUAGAGGCUCUCAUCAACCACCUGUGUAUGGAAAUCUCCCCUCGAUGCAUCAGGAUUUAAUUAGGAAAUGCUGGUGGACCUGUCUCCCUUGCACUGCAGUUAAGAACCACUGGGAUAUUGCUUCAUUGCAGUCUUUAUCGUGUGUUUAUUAUAUAUCCUCAUUUAUCUGUUCCAAAGAAAGAGUCUUUUUUGCCAAAGAGACCUUGCUUUUUUAAGAUGCACUUCUUAGCCAUGAAGAAAAUUCAUAUCAUCUGUGGCUAUGGUAAUGUCCAAAAUGUUCCUUUCAGAAAGAAUUGGAAGAUCACACAGACAUUUCUGUUUGAGUCUGCAGAAUUUUUGCUUGUGCUGCUUUGGCUUUUUCUAGUAUUUGUUGGCAAGUAGAGCUUGAUCCCAUGUUUUGUGUGGCCAGAUAGGGCCCAAGAGGGUCCAGGAUCAGGUUCUAAUUUAGCAAAAUAUUUAAGCCCAUGGGGUUUGUUUAGGCAUAGGCUUAAAAUUGUUACAUGGUGUGACUUAAGCCAUGGUUCUACAAUCAUUUCUGUAUUGCCCAGUCAUACAGAUUUGAUCUGGGCAGGAUGUGGGCACAGUUGCAUUUCUGUCAAAUUGCCCAGAACGCCUGAUAGAGCUCUGCGUCGCCUUUAGGCCGGCUGCAGGAGGACAAGCAGUAGCUGAUCCAGCAUAACGUUUGUACAACAAGAGGGUGAAUUAAAACAAGAUCGGGGCUUUGUGUCAGGUGGCUGUGGCAUUUCCCAUACGUCACAAGCUGCCCUACAGCCAGAUUUACUGUAUCUUUGAACCAUGGGUUUAAAUGUCUGCUUAAACUUUCUACAGAAGAUUGGGUUGCCUUGGUUACGGCCUAAUCCUUAAGCAUAUCCCCAAGGCUAACACUAGUAUUUUGUGAAUGUGAUGGUUUUAUUUUCACUUAUUUUAAUCAUUGCCUGAAUGUUGCUUUUAAAAACAGAAAGCAACACCAUUGCUCUAGCCUAUCAGUUAAUGCACCUUUAAUUGUGUUUUUGUUUUUUAAUAUUUUAAUUCUUAGAUUUUUAUCACAGCUGCGAAACACUUGGGCAAUGACUUAAUCAUAGAGGUGUGGGAGUAGCAAAGUGUUUGUCAUGGUGAACUCUACGUAUAGUGUUCAGCCUGGCAGCAGAAGCAGGACUUGAGUGAGACACAGGCCUUACGUUGACUUUCUGCCUAUCAGCAAAACGUGCUUGAGGAGAAUGAGGAUGAGGUGUCUUUUGGAGAAAUGGUGGGUGUUGAAGAGAAUAUGCAACAAGUCAUAGCUGAAAUCUUGUCGUUGAACAUGUAGCAGCUCCUACCUGGUAUGGUCAGCGAAGCCUAGCCUAGGCUUGAUAAAGGCUGAUUUUACAAUACCAUUCCUUUUAAUUUUGAGAAACUGCAGCAGAUGAGGGAUAAAGGGAUAACUGAACCCCAGAGAAGGUCUGUAAGGGAAAUCCUGUGUCUGUGUCCUCCUUCAGUGUCAGAGAUGGCAGUAUUAGAUACCUGGUGCCUUAGCUGAACAGCUCAAAAAGGAUUUGAGUUUUUAAUUGCUUUUUAUUAAUACCUGGUUCCUGCAGUUGAUUCAGCAUGUUGAUUUGAUAUUUGUUCACUAAGCUGUGCUGAUUACACUUUAUAUAGAUUUGAAUACUGUAAGUGAGGGCUAGCAGAGAAAAAUGUACUGAAGAAUUUCACUGUGGUGAAAUUCUCAGUAGAAAACACUAGUAAUGGUAAUUGAGGGUUUGUUGCCAAAGGAUAGCAGGAACUACUUAGUCCUAUCUAGAGGUUAGUAAGUACAAAUUAAGUACAAAUUACAAAGAGAGAGCUGUGAGAACACUAUUUCCAGUUAGAGCUGGUCACAAUUUUUACACUAAAUUAUGUGAUGUCAGAAGGGCCAUUUUUUUAAUGACAAGUUGUCUUGUUUUUGCAAUGCUAUCCACAACAGUUUUUCUUGCUAUUAUAAUUAAAACCAUAUUGAGAAUUUUUAUCUGAAUAGAUUUCAGAAUUGUUAACGAAUAUUUUCAUUUCUCAAAACCCAUGUUGUCUUUCUCAAUUUUUAUGUGGUUCUUGGUUUUCUUUUACUGGUAAAUUAAAGUUUCUAUCACAAUUUUGAAAAUUUAUUAGGAUAAAAAUCCUAUUAAAAAAACUACCUGUGUUCUUGGAAAAUGGCUCUGUAUUGGAACUGGUAAAAUUGAACCUUUGAAGCUUUUCACAAGAUGUUUUCCCCUAUUUUUUUUACUAGUUUUGCUAACUUUGAAGUCACUAUUGCCUUUGUUAGAAUAAUCCAAAUAAUGUGACUCUUCUUAAAAUAACAGCGUUGGUUCUUUUGGGUUUAUUUUUCUUUUCCAUCUUAAAGCCAUGGAGUGGCUGGUAACAAGGAGUGCCCAUGUCUUUUUCUGUAACAAUUGCAAUUUUUUGGUGUUUACUCUGAAAUUAAUGAAUAGAAGCAUAUUAUGGCUGCUGUCAUGAAUAUCAAGAGAUACUGAUUGAACUUCAAUCUCCACAUAUCCUUUUGGGUUAGAGAAUAGCAUUUCUCCUCAAACAUUUCUAGAAAUACUACCUGUCUUCCUCAGUAUUUCAAGCUUGUAUUUGCAAUAACUGAUCGCCUGUCUGGUGUUUGGAGCUACUGAGCGUUGAGAGAGAGAGUAGAUUUAACCAUUUGUGAAAUUAUAGCAUUCACGUGAAGAUCCAAGGGAAAGACGUAACCUAAGUAGGGGUCCUGGCGGCCUUUUGGGAAACAGUUCUCAUCUUUAGCCUGAGAGUUUUCUGCUGUGAUUUAAAAACACUGAGCUUGAACACUGGCAGCCCACUCUCGCAUAUGCACUCACACGCACACGGGAGAUGAUUAUGGGGAUGCAGCUAUGUAGCAACACAGGCAAUGCUGCCUAUAUCCCACUGGGCUUCACUGCUAACCACCUAUUCCCAGUCUGUUUUGGCUUCAUCUGGAAGGUGUAAGCAAGUGCCCCAUGGGUUGCUCACUAGGAUCAAGAGCACUCCGUUCUUUUUGAGACCACAUCUCUCAUUAUACCCAGAUCUUUUGGAAAAUGAAGAAGGGAACCGAAGCCCCAAGUGGUGCCGUUAACUUUACAUUUCCCCGGGGCUGGAGUCCCUCGCUGGGAAUCUGACACUCUGCUUCUCUUUAUGUUUCUGCCUCCAUCUCCCAUUGUCUGCAAGCAGGUCUCUUGCCCUCUUUUUCCCUUUGCUCAACGUGCACUCAUCUUGUAGUAGUGAAGACGGUAUGUAACUUGCUUCACAGAGGUAUUGUAAGUCUUAGCCAGUAGUUGGAAAAACUUUUUCAGAUCUUUAAUCAAGUAGUUUUGUGCAUCCAUAGUAUCAGUGGCCUGCCACAUGGAUAUCAAAGAAAAUGAUUAUAAUUAUUGCUUUUAAAAUGAUUGUGAAAUUGUGCCUUACUUUUUCAGUCAUAUUUAACCAUGUAAUUUAGAACCACAUGAUUGCAGGGAUUUAUCAUGAAGAAAUUUGUUUGAAGGAUAGUUUGUUUGUUUUUAAAUAUUUUUUCUCCAAAAAUGAAUUUAUUAGCAUUGCCUCUUUUAUUUUUUCCUCCAGUUUUAUUCCUUUAAUAUAUUUGUGUAAAAGGGCAGCCAGAAUUUGCAUUUGUGAGAGACAAGAUUUUAUUUUGUCUUGUAUGUAGAGCUUUCAUUUUCUUUUAUGUACCUUCAGGAAAAUUCCUGUCUGCCCAAGUAUUCAUACUUAGAUGUCUUUAAAUGCAGGCUGACCAGUGAGAUUUUUUUGGUUUAUUUUACUGUGUGGUUUGCUUCCCCCCCCCCUUCCCCCCCAAUUAACCAGAUAUCAGGUACUGGGGAGGCAUUGCACAUUAAUGCAGAAUGUUAAUGCUAACUGUCAUUGAAAAGACAAAAUUAGAAUCUUUCCCUAUCUCCAGUGCAGUUUUGUUGCUGUUUUGCGUACAACACCAAUAUUAAGCCAGACUGUAAAGGCAAAAUACUCAGAGUGACCUACUUCCAUUCAGCAGUGAGAAUCUUUUGUCAGCUGACUCCUGCUUGUUUGUUCAUUUUUAAAUGUCGGAUUACAGAACUAGCAUCUCCUAAAGAUGAAAGAAAACAGUGUUUUCAUGUGCAGGAAAUUUAGGGUUGCAGUAACAGAACAUUUUCUUUUUGAAUUUUGAUGUCAUGGUGUUUUAAGCUCCUGCCUGGAGCCUAAAUCAAUUUGGCCUCUCAUCCAGUUCAUCUCACUGGUGCUCCUAAAAGGCUGCAGCCCUGCAAAAGCUCAUGCAGCAUUUUUGGCCGCUUUCCCUUGCUCUCAUUUGGUACAUAUUUGCACAAUUUAACUGAGCUUUUCUUUCUGCUGAAGGUCAGAUGCAAGCGAUACGAAACACUAAACUUUAUAAACAAGCAAAGCCAUUUUAACCACAGGAUUUUGGACUAGAACGCGUUUUUAGGUGGCGCACUGUCUUCUGGCCUUUGGAGGGGGGAUCCUGAGACUACAUUUGACUGGAAGAAGAUGCAAAGCCACAAGCCUUGUUUUUUUAAUAAACUACUUACUGUAAUCCAGCUACACAGUUUCAGCCUCACACUUUAGAAGAAGCUUCCAGCAGCAAUGCAUGUACAGUCACUUUCCCUCUUUCUUGCAGAAAGUGAAACUUUCCCAACCACUGUAAAUUUAACCUAUUGCAUAAGAUGCUGGAAGUUUUUUUCCUUAGGAUUCUUUCUGUAACCUCUACGAGCAAAGGAUGAAUCGCUUUUUUCCCCCCCCCUCUUUUUUUGACAAGAUUAGAUGUUGCAUAUUGAUGAGCUAGCAUUUCAAAAGUCCGUGGGGCUUUGGAACGUAUUAAGAAUCUCUGAAGUUUAAUAUUCACCAUGUUUUAAAUAUUCAGAAGGAAAAAUCCGCAUAAAAUGGCUUUUGAUACAUACAUUCUAGGGGUUCGUUCUUUCUAUCUUACACAAGCGCUGUGGGGAUUGUGGCUGCACUGGUUUUGUUCCAGAGUGGCUUUUGUUUCAGCUUAUCAGAACCACUUUGGUCCUGUUUGCAUGCCCAGCGCUUGCCCUGAAGUCUUUUACAGUUUCCACUGGAACUGGACUCCAGGCAAGUGGAUGUAGUCGAGGCAAAGAGCAGUUCAGCAUCUGUCUGCUUUGCUGCUCCCCUCCUGUAACCCCAGGGCACAUAGGGCCUUGUGCUGAGCCUGCUUUAGCGAUGCAGUUUGGGACCAGCCCAGUGGCCAGACGCAGUUAAGAUCUUUCUUGAAAGGUGCUCCAUGCUGGUGGGGAUUUAAGGAUGGAGAGGGCAAGAUGCUAGAUGCUGGAGCAAAGGAAAGUGCCAUUCAGUGCAUCUCAAAUCCCGCAGGGCAGUUUUCCCCUCUGUUGGAUGUCCUUCUUUGGUAAGAGUGUGAGUAGUAAGGGAAAUGCUUUUAGGAGAAAUACGUCCUUGGGUUGUCCUGUUUCUCCUCUCUGAUGAAAAUCUGAUGGAAGCUGCAGAUGAGGAGGGUCAGUUGUGGGCUGUGAACACUCAGCUCUUUUGCCAUAUUAGUAACUCUCUCGUUUGCCUUACCCUUGACUUCCCACUGUGCGUACCCCGGUGUGCAGGGCAAGCUCUUUGGUCCUGCUCACCAGCCUUGACGCUGUCAUGCCAGUCCCUGCUGAAUCAGUGCCUGGUGCUUGUUCUCAGGACCGCUCUUCCUUGGGCCAAGGGCAUCCGUGUGACUAUGCAGAAGGUGGUGCUUUCAUUUUUGGCUUACAAAGAAUGCAGCCCUUUGCAAAUCACCUCUCUCUCUCAUGUAUUCCUGAAUACAUUUUUUUUAAAAUAUUUCACAGCAUUCUUUUUCCUCCUCCUUUUCUGCCAGAUGCCUUGAAAACAUUGUCAGAUUACGAUCUGGGUGGGGGUUUUCAGAAUCGAUUUCCUUUCCUUCUUGAUUGCAUGGUGUAGGUUUGCAGUGAGGUUUUUCUCUCUUUUUUUCUUUUUUUUUUUUUUUGAAAGUCUUUCAGAACAGAUGCCUUCAGUUGAUGCGAAGAAAGAUUGACUAUGAUUAGAGCUAAUCCAGGAUGGCAGGAUUGGACCCCCACAGUAAAAUCUAGAAGAGUGAUUGCAAAAGUAUUCUGUUUCUGCUUUAUUAAUUACACAGGAAGUUUCCACAGAAGGCUCAUGUAACACAACUGGCCUAUGUAAUAAGUAGCAGGGCCUGUAAUUACAGUCUGUCUUCUGAUCCUAUCUAUGUUCUGACUUUCUAGGCAUUGCAGUUCUAUUUACAUCUGUGCCUUUGCCACCAUUUAAGUUUUUGGUUGGUCACUAAAGGAAGAACGGCACAAACUGUGAGCCCUGUGGAGGUGCAGUGGGUCUAAAUGAGAGGGUUCUCCUCUUUCUCACGUAACUGCCUGAUUUGGGACUUGGAACACAGCACGCGUGUAACAGGGAAUUUUACCAGCUGUGCAGUGAAGGGAGUAGGCUGCAUGCCAGUUGUGUAUCUUUCAAGAUCUUGGAAACUUUGUAGGACUGGAAAUUUGACCCUUUUACAGGUCUUAGCUAGUGUACUGUCCAGUGAGGGAGUUGAUAUAUCAGCAUUUCUUUGCUCAGAGCAGUUUCUACAGGAUUUGACUUUUCUUUUCUUUAUGAUUCUGGUCUUUAUGGUUGCAAAGAGAUCCUUCCAGAUACGGCAUGAAGAGGCAGAUAGUUUUUGGCAUCAUGCAGACAAGCUAAACUACAUAACCCGGUAUCAGUGUAAAUCAAGAGUAACUUGAGUGGAAGUGGGAAAGCAGUGAUUUACAAGUGAUUCAAUGCCAGCUCACCAGCACUGAGCACCUUGAAGUGCAGCCUCAAGCAAUUCAGCUCACUGGGGUGUCAAUCCCAAAACCUAACUAUGAGUAAGUGACUGCUUGUGAAAAUGUUUGGUGCUGGUCACUCUGGCUGUAAUCUCUUUUUAAAUGAGUACUAAAGUUUGGGUAAAACUGCAGAACAGUGCCCCCCUCCAGUCUUUUUCUUUAAGCCAUAGUCACAGUGCUAUGUUUGAUCAAGAGGAAAAAAAGCCAUCGUGCAAAUACUACACUCUAUGCAAAAAAAAAUUAACAAUCCGCUAUGGAUACUUUUAAUGUCCAUAGAGCUAUUAUGCAAAUUGCCCCUUUGCUGCAGGAUGCACUAUUAUUUAAUCAUUUUUGGUCUGACUUUUGUAAAAAGCACAAUUAUUUUUUAAUUUUUUCUAACUCUACUUCUAAGAAAGUUGAUGCUUAAAAGAAAAAAAACCCUUACUUUCAAACAUGGGUUUUUCAGGCUUCAAAAUUAAUAAUUUCUACACCUGACCCAGUUCCUGCAGCUGCCAAAAAAGAAAAGAGAAAGCUAUUUAAAUUUCUCAUAGAACCAUUUAUCUUUUAAAAUAUGCCAAGGCAAUUUGAGGUGGGGGUGGAGACUCAGCUAUUUAUCUCAGCAGCUUGAUUUUUCUCUUUAUGUUUCUAAGUGUCGGGGGAAAAAAAUGGUAGGAAGCUAUUCUUGGGCUAUUAUUGAUGUAUUGUGUUGCCAUUAUGCAGGAUGUCUGCUUUGCUAUAUACGGAAGGACAUUAAUAAUAGCCAUCUCCCCCUGCCCCAUCCUUGGUUCCUCUUUGGGAAGAUACAGUUUAACUGGAGCAACCAUCAUUUUCAAAUUGCCGCUUUCCCCCUUCCCCCAGUUCAUUCGCAAAGUAGUUUUGGGAUCAAGGUUAAGGGAAUAAGGAGACAGCUUAUAUUCACCAUUUUUCUGCCUAUUUGUGUGGUUGCUCCAGGCAAGUCAUUUCCAUGCUAUGUACCUGUCUUCCCCCUUCCUCCCACUGUGUUGCUCCUCUUUUGAUUUUGAGUUCAUCAGUGCAAAAGGUCUUUUUCACAGUGUUUUUUCUCACAGGGGCUGGCUGGCAGAACGGGCUGAGCAACAGACUUCUGAUUUGUUAUUAUCCAGCAUGUCAUGUCCAGAAAUGUUGGUUUUCUCAUUAUUUCCCAUAACCAGGAAAAUGUAUUCCCACUCCCAUCCCUUCUAUCCCAGGUUCAGAAAGCUUGUUAUGAAGCCUUAAAGGGUUGUUCCACUUGUUUAAAGACUCGGAUAUUUGUUUUGGGUUUUGUUUUUGUUUUUUUUUUUUAAGUGGAGUGCAUGGUGAACAGGAAUAGUUUGAUGCUUAGAAAAUAACUCCUCUUCAGCAUUCCCCUGAAGUGUAGGAAGUCCUGUAUCUGCAGGUCUGUGCCAGCAAUCUGACAGCCCACAGAGCAGAGCUGACCUGAACAGGAGAAAGAACUGGCCAGUCCCAUUUCAUCUGUGAGAAGAGAGAGGUGAAAAUAAUAAACGUAGCAAAAACUAAAGGACAUAAUUGCUCUGAUUCUUUUUAAAUAGCGAAGUUUCUGAAACUCAUGCUAAUUUUAUUCCAUAGAAGCUUUGCUGCUUCAGCAUUUCUGAUAGUCAGAACCAUGCGCUCUUUAAUGGUGUCAUUAUUUUUACUCAUUGCUAGUUGUGUCCUAGUCUUGUUCUGUGCCCUAUAUGAUACAGAGACAUUCUGGCAUUUGGGCACUGAAUUAAAACAAAAUCAGGGACUCUCUCUAGGAAAGCUCAACUAGAUUUUAAGACCAAAAAAUACAAUCGGAAAGUAAAUUCCAUAGUUAUGAUGUAGGGAAGUUUUCCAAAUAUGAAUUCCAGGUGGGAGGAAUGUCUUCAUUUGGGAAAGUGCUCAGAUUUGAAAAUAAAAGGGAGAUGGCUAUUCAGUGUAGUUUCACAUUAUUGUUAUUUUCUUUCUUGGUGGUGGCUGUUCAGUCAAGAAUGAGAAAAAUGUCACCUUCUGUAGUGUUCCCUAAGCUUGUGCCAGAGCCCAGGACCUCCUGUGCUAACGUUCGCUCCAGCUAUAGCUUGCCAUAUUGCUGCAGUAUGUAUUCCCUGCAGCUAUGGGGGCGAGGAAGGCCUGCAAACCAAGCCAAGUCCACGUCAUACUCUACAUAUGCAGAACUGCUCCCUGUGGUGAGUCUGUGUCCAGCCUAGGGCUUGAUCAUGUUUUUAUUUUUGCUUAACUUAACAUCUUUGCAGUGCAAGUAUUUUGCCAGAAACAGGUGUUUUUUUCUCUGUCGUUAGCUAUGGGAUUGUGUGCAAUGAUUAGAAUUUGAGGGGAGGGAGGAGGAGAUCCUCUUCUAAUUAGGCUGCCUUUGUGCUAAUGUUUCAUUCAGGGUUGUAUGAAAUAAGAGCAGUUUGCACUGAAAUGCACAGCCGGAGGUUGUGGUUUGUGUUUCAACUAUGUUGAGAUUAUACCCAUUGAAAAGACAGAACUGGGGCUUUUUUUUUUUUUUUUUUUUACAUCUGACAGUGUUUCAUUGACCGUUCUGUAUGGGUAGGAAACCGCUUCCGGUUUGGCAAGUGGACAUUUUCUGCCUGUCCUCUGAGCCUGAUCUAGUUGUUUGCUCUAUCCAUCCAAAAAGUAGUAUUUCUAAUGUGCCUCAUGCCCAAGUAGCUAAGCACCUGACAAGCAUCUAAGCAGCACAACCAGCAAGAUGAAGAGUACGCUAUUAACUGAGUUGCCUUUACAGAAAGUGUUUUCUACUUUCUUCACUAUGUGCCUUUUCAGAGACCUGCAGCACUCCUUCAUGGGCAGCAGAGAAAUAACCCUAGUGCAGAGCAGGGAUAGGAAACCCUGAGAAAGAUGUGGAACAGAAGCAAGAGAUUAAUUUUGAGCCUCUGUUCUCCAUUGGGAUAGGCAAAGCCAUGGCUUAUCCCAUCAACAUUGCUUGUCAUCUUGCUUAACACACCUCAUUGUCUUGUAGACAACUGUUCAAUAGCGGAGGUACCGGUGUAUCUCCUGAAAGGUCUCUGUAUCUUACCGCAGAACUCCAGGGUCAUCCAUAUCUGGAGAUUUUAUUUGCUUGAUGUUGUCUGUUCUAAACUCUCCGUUACUCUUUUUUUUUGUAUAAUGUUAGAGGGGAAGAUUCAAAGAUGGACCAAAGGCUGGUGUUUAGUACUACUCAGAAUACGGAUGUUAGCUGAGCUGAUGUACUCUCACUUUCAGUCCCCAAAAUCAUGCUUUAGGAAGCUGUUUUCCCAGCUGCAGUCAGAGAGGAAUUGUCAGGUUUGUUCGAAAUGCAGCAAACGGAAGGCUUGGAUGGUUUAAUGCCUAGUACUUCACCACUGUGUCCUCUUCUGCUGUCCAUCUAGAGAGCGAGGACUGAGUGUUGGUUAAGGUAUAGGCAGAAUAAGUUAUGCCUGUACUUUCUUUUGAUUUUGCUAGAAAGGAUCUGCCUUGGUGGGAAUUCACCUUCUUUAAGGGUCUUGUAGUUUGCUGCACCAUGGCUUGUAUUCUGGGCUGUCACAGAGACAGAGGCCAGUCUCCAGGUGCCUACCCUCCAGUUAGUCAGAUGAGAGACCAGGAGCACUGAUUCAGCAGUUUUGGUACAGCGCCUUCCAGCUCGGAACAAACAGCAAAGGUUUGUAGUGUUUCAGAGCCUAACCUCUAAUGCUGGCUUUACUUUACUUACAAGAGGGUCAUAACCACAUGUGGGUCAUUCCAGAAGAAGGAUUCCUCUUGGCUACGUGCCUUUUCUGUAGCCAUUGUGAACCUCCCCAGAGCUGGGAGAGCUGCUUAGUUCUUGCAAACUGCAAGGAGGGAGUGCACCCAGGAACAUAUUUGUCCUCUGAAGCUGCUAUGCUUUGGCCUAUCCCUGCCAACCGUAGACCUGUCUGCUCUAGGGUUUGUUGAUGAUCUUGUCUACUAGGUGUGUGUUAAUUCAUAGUGGAAGAUUAGGCCAGGUUUGAGGUGGUAUUUCAGUUUUAUGGUAAUAGUUGGUUUAGCCUUUGAGAUAAAGGUUUUGCAUUAUUUCCUUCUUGCAGUUGGGAGGGGAGCAUGACUGGUCACACUUCCCCUUGUUCUGCACCAGCAGAUAGAGGCUCUCAGUGGUGUGGGAAGCAUCUUCCUUUUAAAUGUGAAUCACUAGCCUAGUUAUCUGGGCAAGAGAGGGGCAUAAAGGAGACAUUGCCUAUAUGAGGAAUGCCUUCUGCUGCAAACUCCAUGCCCUCAAAUCCUAAUGAAGUAACAUUACUUGAGCUUUUAGGACUGGUCUCCUGUCUGUCAGAACUUGGGGGUACCAGAGUUUUACCCCUUGCUGAGCACAAGCACUACCCAAGUCUGUUAGGGGCCCGAUCCUCCUGUCAUUGGAGUUUUCCUGAAUCCUGCGAGUUGCUGAGUGUGCCUCCUGGGAGGUGCUGAGUACCCUCCCUUCUCACUGAACUCUUCAGGCCGCUUGUCUCCUUCAUUGACUACUUCCACAGGGCUUUGAGGGCGCUCAGGAAAUGCAAUCAGCACCUUACAGGAUUGGUCCACUAGGUAAUAUAUGAAGUUUUUUCUCUGAUAACUUUUGUGCAUGAAUUGAAAACCAUUUAUUCCAGUUUGUUCUGAGGACAGAUGCAGCAUAUACACAUUUUCUAUAUUUAUAAAUAUAUAUAGAUAUAUAUAUAUUGUUCUCAGCUAGUUACCUCCUCUAAACUGCAAUUUUCAGAGCAACCGGCAUAUAUUUUUUAUUCAACACAUAAAAUGACUUUUUACAGUAAGAGAAUGAAAGCUGUUUUAAGCAUGUUUUCUGUAUUUUUAUUAUGCAUUAUCCAAUUAUAUUGAGAUGUAUUUUCCUCUUUGCUCUGCUCUUUCAGUUGUUAUCCUUAUUUUAUCAGUUAUGCUUUUCUAAUGUUUUGUAAGGGAAAAUAAAUAUGCAAAAUCGCCAGAUGCCUUUUUUCUUUGCAGAAGAAGUAUCACAAAUGCUUUUUUAUUACAUUUUACCAAUCCAAUAAACUUCUUAUAAAUUUCA
Molecule: messenger RNA, 17461 nt
Organism: Dromaius novaehollandiae (emu)
Lineage: Eukaryota; Metazoa; Chordata; Aves; Casuariiformes; Dromaiidae
Gene: LPP
Product: LIM domain containing preferred translocation partner in lipoma
Exons: 13
Coding region: 674-2506 (610 amino acids)
Biological process (GO): cell-cell adhesion
Cellular component (GO): stress fiber; focal adhesion
Source: RefSeq, a predicted model, not a curated record